AUGGCUACUAACCCACAAAGGUUGUGCGCCCUUCAUGAAUCACCAUUUGAAAUAUAUUGGUUGACUCUAGAAGCUCAAGCAGAAGUCGAUGCUGAAACAAACAAUAAUCGAAGAAACACGGCCAAGUCACUUCCGCUGAUGUUACAACGUGCAAUGUCGAUUACAUCAGCCACAGGUGCUGAUGUUUCGCUCUUCAAACAAAUGAAAGGUUUUCUACGUCGACAAAGUCUUGUCACUAAAGAACUCGCAAGAAAAGAAUUUUCGAGAAAUAUUGAUGAUGAGAAAAGCAUUCCGAAACACUCAAAACGUAUUAAAGCUUUACGCUUACGUUUAUUUCUUAUUCAUUUUAUUAGAGCAUUAAUCAAACAUGCAAUUGACUUUUUCAUAUUGACAAGAACUUGGUUAUUUGUCUUUAUUUUCCUUAUUUGUGCUAUUGAAUACCGUCGAAUGACGCCAGCUGAUCCCGAUAUAACACUUUUAAAGAUUAUCUUUGAGAUCAUUUCUGCUUUUGGUGGAGUUGGUAUGUCUCUAGGCUAUCCCAAUAAAACAACAAGCUUUGCCUCUGUUCUUUCUGCUGGAAGUAAAGUCAUACUUAUUGCAACUAUGCUCAUGGGUCGACAUCGUGGUUUACUAGCAUCAAUGAAGGAUCAAGAAGUGAUUGAAUAUAGUGCUAUAAAUAUAUUGGUUCGUCGACGUGAAGAAUAUAUACUUCAAUUUCAAACUUCUAGAAUGCGCGAAACAAUAGUCGAAAAAAUAAACAGUGAUCCAAUGGUCGUACAUUUCUAG
Rotaria sp. Silwood2 is the source of this 786-nucleotide messenger RNA. NCBI's taxonomy places the organism in Eukaryota, Metazoa, Rotifera, Eurotatoria, Philodinida, Philodinidae. The record is from the annotation of a GenBank genome assembly.